Molecule: messenger RNA, 1125 nt
Organism: Echinostoma caproni
Lineage: Eukaryota; Metazoa; Platyhelminthes; Trematoda; Plagiorchiida; Echinostomatidae
Source: the annotation of a GenBank genome assembly
AUGUCUGACUCCCAUCAAUCUCGCCUUCGUUACUUAGUACUUGAAUGUCCCAAGGCAAAGGGUGGUAUCAAAAUGACUCCUGUGAGUCUCGAACUGACCCGUUCUCCGGUGUUUAUGAAGCGUCGGAUUAUGCCAAUUGGACUUCGUGAGCCCGUAAAAAAGGCGUUAGAUGAAAUGACUUCCACAGUUGGCGUCGCGGCCGGUUUUUAUCUCAUUAUGGACACCUGCAACUUGGAAAUUCUUGAUAUUCAUUCGAUUUCACGUAAUGUGGAAGACUAUUUGGAGCGUUUUGAGAUUUGGUGUCUCAACCGCAAGAGUCUGGAUGCCGAGAAGAAGACAGCACAUUUUCUAUCAGCUGUUGGAAAGGAAGCUUAUGCACUGAUUAAAAAUUUGGCGUUCCCAGAGUCACCAAUACAACGGAAGUACGAAGAACUGAAGGAUCUGUUACUAAAGCAUUUGCAGCCAGUCAACUUCGAAGCGGCUGAGCGAGCGAAAUUCCAUUGCCUUGCUCGUGAUCUAAUCAGGCUGUCCAAGACUUCAUUCUUCAGCUGCAGACCCAGGCUCCGCGCUGUAAUUUCAAAUAUCAGCUUCAAACUCAGCUCCGUGAUAGACUCAUUGCUGGAAUUAACUGUUCUGAGCUAUAGCAGCAANACCGCAAAGGUGGUCUGUGAACAAUAUCAGGAUGUACGUGCGGCCGUACGUGAGGAGCCGAAAGUAUUGUUCAGUCACAAUCGUGGGUCAGCGCUUGAAGCUCAACGGAGGCGGCAGUUCAAAAUUGUCAACGAAGCUGUUAAUCACAGUCCGACGUCCACACAACCUGCAAGUAAAAACAUCCGCCACUGGAACCCUUGCAAAUCAUGCGGUAGGCGACACUCUCGACUGACUUCUCGCAUCACCGGGCAACUGUCCGGAUAUCAUAAGCUGUUGUCCACGAUCCCGCGCGACAUGCUUAUUGUAGUGAUCAACUUCCGGGAUAUUUACAUGUAUAUUCCUGUGCACAAUCCGUACGACGUGCUCAAAGAAGCACUUCUUUGUCGUAUGGCAGUUUCCGAAGAGAAACGCAUCCAGCUCCUCCUGUCAGGGAUCGAAUUGGGAAACCUCAAACCGUCCCAGUUGUUACGUUAA